Saccostrea echinata is the source of this 1340-nucleotide messenger RNA. Its product is annotated as melatonin receptor type 1B-like. The transcript is spliced from 2 exons. Lineage: Eukaryota; Metazoa; Mollusca; Bivalvia; Ostreida; Ostreidae. Gene Ontology annotation, molecular function: G protein-coupled receptor activity. Gene Ontology annotation, biological process: G protein-coupled receptor signaling pathway. Bases 60 to 1091 code for a protein of 343 amino acids. Gene Ontology annotation, cellular component: membrane. The record is from RefSeq and is a predicted model, not a curated record.
AAAUUUCACUAGUUCACUGAAGAUCGAAUUGGCUGAGACAUCUCUUUUAAAAUUGAUAAAUGGCGGAUCCAACGUUUCUGUGGGCGACGCUUUCAGUACUAUAUCCGGUGACUCUCCUGAUCGGACUUUACGGAAACAUUUCUGGCUUAGUCGUGCUUUUCCGUCAGCGGAAGAAGACAGGAAGUCUUGUUCUUUUACAGAGUAUUUGUGUGGCAAACCUUUUGUCCGUUGUUUUAGUAUCUUGGUUGACUCUAAGAUUAAAUCUUAAAUUAUAUGGUUUUGAAUCGGUAAUCACAGAAAAUAGCCAAUGGCAGAUGAAAUUUUAUGCCUUUAUUGGAAACAUUCCAAUAUCUUGGAUUGCUUUUACUACAGCUUCGAUUGCAGUUGAACGAGCAUGCGUAAUGACCAUGCCGAUGAAGUUUCACAAUUCUUGGACGACCCGCAAAAUGUAUGUUGCAGUAUGUCUCAUUUACUUUUUAGGGAUGGUAGUUCCAAUACCUAAGUUUUUUGACUUGGACAAGAAGUCAGUAACUUUAAUAGAUACAUUAAUUACAAGAAUAAUUCCCAUUGCUGUCGUCAUCAUCGGAUUUUCGAUAACCAUGACCGCAUUUAGUCUCCAUUCGAAGGACAAACUAGUAAGGCAGCUAAGUGACAGCACUCCAAGUAAAUUCCUGAAACGCAAGGUAACCCAGAGAAACAGGCUUACUAAAACACUUGUAAUUCUGAUGGUUGCAUUCCUUUUUUGUGUUGUUCCGAAGACAGCUUUCACACUGAUAGUUGUCUUUGGCGAAUUCAAAGUUCGCUCAUUUUUGUUUAUCCCGGAAACGGAAAUGGAUAUCACAAUGGUAAUGAUCAUGUACCUAGAAGUACUCCACUGUUGCAUAAACGCUUUUAUGUAUAUUCUCUCGUAUCGAAAUUUCAAACGAGAGUUUGUAAAUGUCAUGUGCUGCAAUUGUGAGAGACCAACCCGGAAGUACGAUAGUCGAAUGUCGGAGAGACACACAUUGUCUGAACUAAGUUCUGUUGAUUCGAUGGUGUCUUUUUGCAAAGAAAAGUCUUCGUCGGAUAUCGUCAGAAAGGAAACAGCUUAACGCUCAGAUCACUUUAUUAGAUACUAGUUCAGAUGCAAAAAAUUAGCGAGGGUCUGUAUGUUCACCAAAAUAAGACAAUACCUCCUGUGUUGCUGGAAAUGUGUAAAUAAAAAAAUUAAGAUUGUGGAAUAAAUAUAUGUUGCUGGAUUUCUCAUUUAUUCGCUUAGAAAUACAUAUUUACAAAGUACAGAAUAGAAAAUUCCGUUUCUCUGUAUUGAUAUCAAAACAAGUCAAUAAUAUUGAAAAAGU